Messenger RNA from Botrytis porri, 1087 nucleotides. RefSeq lists its product as uncharacterized. The record is from RefSeq and is a predicted model, not a curated record. The transcript is spliced from 3 exons. Lineage: Eukaryota; Fungi; Ascomycota; Leotiomycetes; Helotiales; Sclerotiniaceae. The coding region runs from base 611 to 1087 and encodes 158 amino acids.
CCAACCUCACAAUAUCAUAGCCGUAGAACACUUAUUACUUACUUAUUAGCUAGUACUCAGCAAGGUUAAUAUCUCUCUCAUACAAAACCACCAUAAAUACCCAUCAUUCCUCCCAAUCACCCUCCCCAACCUCAUCACGCGACCCUGCACUGCACCUGCACCGCACAUCCGCGAUCCGAUACUGAAUCAGAUAUUGAAUUUCCCCGCAACUCUUCUUUUCUGUGUGGUUUUGGCUUUUAUGCUUUCAUGCUUUCAUGCAUACAUGCGUACAUACAUACAUACUGUACAUGCAUUUUCCUCUAUCAUACUGUAGGUUAAUCGUGCAUCACGUCAUUGAUUUCUGGCUGCGUUUGAGGUGUUAUAGUCUUGCGGUUUCUUUCUCUCUGUCGUCCAUCGUAUCUAUAUCGAUAUCUUACACAUCAAAGCGAUACCCGAAAUCAAUACAUUGGAUAUUUCAAUUUUGAUUCGAGGUGCGCAUACACACAGAGAUAUACACACACGAGAAACACCACACCCAAAUAACCAACCGACUACCGAAACGAGGAAUACCUACACCGGUACCCUACUCCAGCAGCCUACCUAACCAUCGCAUCUCACUCUCCUCCCAACAAUGUUCGAAGCACGACUAGAGCGAAAAGAAACCCAAAGACCACAGAGCUUGGGAAAAACUUCAGAUGUGAAGAAUGAGGAUAUGGCUCUUGAUGCUGCGGGAUUGUUUCCUAUUAAGGAACCCUACUUCCUCACCGCCAAAUUCUGGAAACGUUUUUCCGUCUACGCCUCCGUGAUUCUCUCGAUCGCCUCUCUCGUCAUCUCCUCCAUCGCAUCUUUAAAACGUAGUUCGGAUGUUGAUAUGAAAGCCCUAAUAGUAACCAGCAUAAUCAUCAACGCUCUCUCAGUCACUCUCUCGGCCCUCACCUCCCUCGAUUGGCAAAGCCAAGCAACCAUUGAUCGAAAGUUUGCGCAGAUGUUGAGUCAGAUUAGUCAUGUGCAUGAGGGGAGGGAGGGGGGGAGGAUAGUAGUUUUGGGGAGGGGGAGGGAGGGAGUGGAGAGGUUGAUGGGGGAGAUGGGGAUUGGGAAGGCAUUUUGA